Messenger RNA from Aricia agestis (brown argus), 1544 nucleotides. Its product is annotated as myrosinase 1-like. NCBI's taxonomy places the organism in Eukaryota, Metazoa, Arthropoda, Insecta, Lepidoptera, Lycaenidae. Bases 17 to 1519 code for a protein of 500 amino acids. Gene Ontology annotation, molecular function: beta-glucosidase activity. Gene Ontology annotation, biological process: carbohydrate metabolic process. The transcript has 6 exons. The record is from RefSeq and is a predicted model, not a curated record.
AUUUUGCACUUAAAGGAUGCAGGUGUACAUUUUAUUGUGUUUCCUUGGAGCAGUGACAUGUCAGCAAGGCCGGCAGUUUCCUGAGGGCUUCCUAUUCGGAGCUUCCUCUUCAGCAUACCAGUAUGAAGGUGCUUGGAAUGAGGAUGGAAGGGGACCAUCCAUAUGGGACGUAGCUAUUCACAAUAAACAAUCAGUUAUUACAGACCGCAGCACAGCAGAUAUUGCUACGAACCUUUACCACAACUACAAGAACGAUAUAAAACUAAUGACAGAAGUCGGCUUAGACUUCUUCAGAUUCUCCAUCUCUUGGUCCAGAAUUUUACCCACCGGUUUCGCGAAUAAAAUCAACCAAGCUGGUAUAGAUUAUUACAGUAACUUCAUCGAUGAGCUCAUAAAGAAUGAUAUAACUCCCUUCGCCACAAUCUACCAUUGGGAUCUUCCAGAGAAAAUGCAGGAAAUGGGUGGCUGGACGAACCCAGCUAUAGUCGACUUCUUCUUGGACUAUGCUAAGAUAAUUUUCGACAAUUUUGGCGAGAGAGUCAAGUUCUGGGUGACGAUUAAUGAGCCAGAACCUGUGUGCAACAACGGAUACGGUACGGGAAUACAUGCGCCAUUCUUGAACCUCUCAGGAAUCGGUGAAUAUAUGUGCGCAAAGAAUGUCUUGCUUGCUCAUGCUCGCACGUAUGAGUUGUACCAGAAGAAAUAUAAGUACCAGAACGGAAAAAUAGGUAUAACGCUGAUGUCUGAAUGGCUUGAGCCGUAUAAUUCUAGUGCUGCCGAAGAUAGGCAAGCGGCUUAUGAUAUGCUCCUUUUUAAUCUAGGCAUAUUCGCGGAUCCAAUAUUCUCCAAAACUGGUGACUUUCCACAAAUAGUGAAGAAGAUGGUCGCUGAAAAGUCCUUGAAGCAGGGAUUCCCAAGGUCUCGUCUGCCCACCUUGUCUGAGGAUGAAGUGGAGCUGAUCAGAGGUAGUGCUGACUUCAUGGGUCUGAAUAUCUACUCCAGUAAUCUGGUGUACAGAAACGAGUCAGUCAGGGGAAUGUAUCCGGUGCCUUCCUUUAAAGAUGACGCUGGUGUCGGGAUUACUGUAGCUCGUUCCUGGCCAAGGUCAAACUUUGAAAGAAUUCAGUUCGUACCUUGGGGUGCUACCAAAAUACUUAUGAAAGUGAAAGAGUUGUACGACAAUCCGACUGUGUACGUCACAGAAAACGGCUGGCCCAACAAUGGGGGUUUUGAUGAUGAAGACAGGGUGCAUUUCCUGGCCAGCUACCUGAAUUCCAUCAUGGAGGCAGUGAAUCGAGGGUGUGAUGUGAGAGGAUACAGUGUUUGGACCCUCAUGGACUGCUUUGAAUGGAUCAAUGGAUACACCCUAAAGUUUGGAUUGUACCAAGUUGACUAUUCGAGCCCGAAUCUUACCAGAACUGCAAGAAAAUCUGCAGAAUUCUACAAGAAUAUCACCACCACAAGAUAUCUAUUGAGAGAUUAUGAUUAUAAUGAACGUGAUGUUGUAGUAAAUAUUUAAGUAAAUAAAACAGUCUAAAAUGUUG